Lactuca saligna is the source of this 396-nucleotide messenger RNA. NCBI's taxonomy places the organism in Eukaryota, Viridiplantae, Streptophyta, Magnoliopsida, Asterales, Asteraceae. The record is from the annotation of a GenBank genome assembly.
AUGCUCACUCAAGGUAUUCUUGAAACUUCUAUAGUCAGUACCCUUGUUUCUUUACCAACAUUUAUUAUUCCUACACACCCAAUCUCAUCUUCGCCAACAUUUACUCCAAUUCUCAAUCAACCGUUCACUUCUCUAUUUUCUUCCCAAUCUACUGAUCCACCAAAAUCUGUUGAUGAUACUGACAAUGAUGAUGGAGGAUUUAGAGGAACUUUUGAUGAACUUCAGUUUGAUCCAGAAGAAGAAGAUAUUCUUGAUCACAUGUUUAUGUCAGGAAAACAAUUUAAAAUUCUGAACAAAAAUCUUAACUCGAUCAUUCAAUCCCAAGCAGAAGUAGGGAGAAACAAUUCUUUGUCCAGUAUUGAAGUGGAUGUCAUGCUAAAAGCACAAGAAGCUUGA